Amoebophrya sp. A120 is the source of this 516-nucleotide messenger RNA. NCBI's taxonomy places the organism in Eukaryota, Dinophyceae, Syndiniales, Amoebophryaceae. The record is from the annotation of a GenBank genome assembly.
CUCGUUCUCGCUUUCGUUGUCACAGAGAUUGACCGCUCGGGGCUGGCAAAUUUGCUCGAUGCUGGACCGCGUGCUGCAGCAUCAAGACGGGUCGUUGGCUCGUCCUUCUUCGGAACCGAUGCGGAAACCUUCUCCGCAGAGCAGAUCAGCAAGCUUGCUGCUCUCACCGAGCUCGUUGGCGACUGUUUGAAAAUCUGCACCUCAGUCGAUCUUGUGCGCGAGGUAGCUGUUACCUACCGGCGGCUUUGCAGCGUGCAGCACGCAGCGAGCCAGUCGCGAAGCGGCCUGCUGCCGACUAGUGGCAAUCACACGACCGGAAUAAUUCUGUCCACGGGUAGUUCUGCGUCCUCGUCCUCAACUGCGCGACCUGCUGAGCAAAGCACGCGGGCGAAGAACGCAUACCAGUUCGUGCUUUCCGCUCCUUUUGUUCCAGAGAACGAUCGCGAAGCAACGGAUUACGACGCUUGGCGAAAUUUGGUUCGAGCGCCAGCACCUGCAUCAAGAACUUUCUCUUCC